Molecule: messenger RNA, 580 nt
Organism: Daphnia carinata
Lineage: Eukaryota; Metazoa; Arthropoda; Branchiopoda; Diplostraca; Daphniidae
Exons: 4
Coding region: 79-420 (113 amino acids)
Source: RefSeq, a predicted model, not a curated record
GAUUUUGGCUAGCCUAUAUAAAUGAAUGAAAUUUUUGAGUAAAGUGUCAUUGAAUUGCCAGCUAUUCAACCCAUCGACAUGAAGAUCUGCAUCCUUUUAGCCAUUGCCGCGUGCGCGACAGCAUUUGUUUUGCCGACAUCGGACGAUCUUCAGAGUUUGAUCGCUGACACUCAAAAAGCUUUACAAGAAUCCGAUUUACCUGAAAGUAUGAAACAAGAACUGACCAACCUUCUCAAUGAUCCCACAGUCGUGGAAGAAUUGCUUGCUAACAAUAUGGAAGCGUUCGCCUCUUCAGUGAGAACAGCUACAGCUGAACCGGCCGAGCGCUGCUUCUUCCUGAUAGCCCUGCUCAUAGCUCAGUUGGUCCAGAGCAUGACGACCACCGUUGCCACAACUGUUGCCACCACUGUUGCCCCGUAAGAGACGCUUGUUGAACGGAAAAGCCACAAGUUUAUUCAACAUAGAACAGCGUAACCCCGUAAACCCUAGCGAUAAGUGUGGUGACUGUUUACACGUUAGCUAAAAUGCAGAAAAAAAAACUAUUCGUGAAACGUGUAAUACAAUUUUGGUGUUGGAAGCA